AUGCCGCCUUUCUCUGUUGAACCUUUUGUGUGCGCGCGUCUCGAUUUUCUAAGAGCUGUAACGACCGGACCAGACGCCGUACUCUCAUUCUACCGCUCGUGGUCGACUUGUGUACAAGAACUACAUGAAGCGCAUCGUCAAGGCCUCGUGCCGCCAGACGCCCUGCGGGUCGUGAGCAACGCUGUUCGCGACAUGGAUGUGCUUGCGUCCUGCUUCUCGGAGACGGAAGAAAAUGCGCAAGACCUCUUGAGCAGUCUACUAGAGAAAAGUUCGCUCACGAACGAUCACCCCAAACCCGAACCUUACCUGUCCAAUUGGAUUCUUCUGCAUCUCGACAGCCCAUAUCCUGACGAGGACGAGGUUGACAGGAUAGCCGCCGCCACCUCCACUACGACGAAGUGGGUCAAUAACUGGUUCAUCAAAGCUCGCCGUGCCAUUGGAUGGGACGCGUUGUUACAGCUAAGCUUCACGGAUGAUAUUGUCUCAGCGUCUCGCGCUGCGCGUCAUGUCUACUUUGGAGAGGAAGGCACAGCGGCGUGCAUUCCUACCCACAUUGUGAUGGAGUUUUUGCGGAUCGAGCGUGAAGCCGAAAAGAUGCGCGAGACGGCCAUUGCGACCGUGCUCUCCGACUAUGGAUGUGGAGAGUUUCAUCUCUUCGCCGAGGAAGAAGAAGAGGAGGAUAUGACGCCGGCACCAGCGGUUGCAGGUGCGAAGCGCCGCCGUCCUGAUGAAGAGGAUGAGAUUGGAUCUCACAAGAGAGUUCGUUCUUCGCCCUCAAUGUGCACUGCGCGUAGGCCUCGAGUUGCAACUCGUCGUGAUGUCUCCACGUCGUCGAACUCGGCACCUUCCAUUAGGUGCACAUUUACUCUGCCAACUGGACAGACGCUGGAUGUCAACGCCCUCAACGCUACGACCUCGUCGUCUCGUAAGCGCCGUGCAUCAGAUACCGACGAUGAUGGCGCUGCACAUAUUUCCAAGCGCGCUCGUAGGACCCUCAUCGACGCAUCGACUUCCUCACCCUCGGGCCAGCAGUCGCUGAGCGAUAUUCUUACGGCGCCACUCGGUACGAUGUUGCCCCCAGACAUCGAUGUUUGGGCAUCAAAUAUCAGUCCGGCUACGGACUUCUCGUUAGACUGGAUGCACGGCCCGUUUAAUGCGCUGGCACCGCCAUCCGGCGACGUUAGCCUCUCUACCAUCGACUGGAACAAUCCCGAUAUAUUUUCCAUCAUCGAUCCUGCCGACCACGCGAUUGACACUAUAUUCAGUCCCGAUAAUGCCCUCACAUCGUCUUCACCCUUGAUGUCAACGCCGUCGUCGCCACGUUCGGUUACCGAUUCCUUAUCUGGUUCAGACACCUCGCUCGAGUCUCUGUCGCCGGUUGUUGGCCGAGACACCGCCUUAGACGACAUUUCCAACACUGUACUUUUCGGAUGGGACACCCUCCCCCCCGUUCAGCCUGUCGAUCCGAUGCAAAUACCUGAGGGCGCCGCAAAGGGCAAAGUCGGCAUCCACGUGCCUUGGUUCCACGCCGACACUGUCGUUACUCCGAGCGAAUAUCCCUUCGAGCCCGAGUACGGCGACUGGACCGCGCCGCAGAUUUUUACCGCGAGUUAUUGA
Messenger RNA from Peniophora sp. CBMAI 1063, 1617 nucleotides. The record is from the annotation of a GenBank genome assembly. NCBI's taxonomy places the organism in Eukaryota, Fungi, Basidiomycota, Agaricomycetes, Russulales, Peniophoraceae.